AGUAAAUAUGUUAAUGGCUCAUCUAAAAAAUAUUUAUUGACUUUUAAAUAUUUUUUUCUUAGAGUGAGGAAGCACAUAUAGUAACUUGAUAUGAUACUAUACUUGUGUUACUAAAACCAAUAAACAUUAGUAACUCUGAAUGUAUUGAUUUUUCGACCUAUGUUUAUUAAACAUGUUUUACCUAGUAUAAUAAGCAGGGCAGACUGGGACUAAAUGGCCCCAAGUAUAUAUUGCUCAUGCACUUCUUUUAAUAUUUAUCUUGAGAAGAAAAAUUGAUACAAAAUCGCAAAACAGUUAUUUUAGAACAUAGACAUUGUUUCCUGACUUUCAUCAAAAUAAUAUUAUAGUUAAGAAAUAGAAAAACUGAUUUGGUAAUAGCAAAGUAAAUGUUCGAGCCUCUCGAAAUUUUAUAUUAAUAUUCUCCAUUAUGACUGAAUAAAAUUAAGCGAUAUGUUACUAGCUAGAGUGAAAUUUCUUGCAAGUGUAUGAUAUACUGUUUUUGGUAAUAAAUAGACGAGAUAAAGUUGACCAUAAUUAAUGGCCAGCAGAAGGGCUGUGGAAAUCUCUCGUGGAGACUCUAGAACUACUAAUCAGGAUACAUAUUGCUCAUUUGUUGCAACGACAUAACUCAGAAAAUAUGAUUUUUCAGGAGACAAGAUUUAAUGUUUUGAAUUGCUAUAACUUUGUUUGAGAAUUUUAAAAUACUAUAUUGGCAGAAUUUACUAACAUCGUAAGUAAUCGUCGUUUUAGAUGUAAAUAGUACAUGUACCAACCUUUCUCCCUAUACUAAUAACUUAAUAAGGACGAUUUUUUAGUUAUGUCAUUGUUGCAGCAAAUAUAUUGCAGCACAUAUAUUGUUGCAGCAAAUAUACAGUGAUAUUUUAUACGUGGCUUUCUUUUACCCUACGCUGCUGGACAACUGAACCCGGAAUCAGGGCAAGAUGGCUACGUUGCUGCAUAUUCGUAUUUUGGUUAUUACAAAAUAAAAUAUACAGUUAGCAGAAUCGUGACAAUCAUUAAUACAAGAAGAUUGCCUCUAUCAUAUUUACACAGUCAGUCACAAUAAUUACUUGUAGAGAAAUUAUAAUUUCGAAAUUGUAAAAUAUAAGACAUCUAGCCUUGGUCUCCCGUAUUAUCUGUUUUGUAAAUCUUGAAACUCUUUUUUUAACACCCUAUAUAUAACGUGUGUGCGCACAAUGCUCGCUAUACUUCACAUGGGAUCGGUCGAAAGGUGUAUCUGAUAAGACAAGUCAGACGUUCUCUUAUCUGUGGUAGACAUCGUAUCGUCGCGUCGUCAGCUGAUGAUAAACAGUAACAUACGACAAAAUGAUUUGGAGAUUCCGUAUACAUUUGUCUGACGAAAAUUUCGGCAGGUGAUCGACCGAUAAUUUCCAAAGUUGCACGACAGUGUAACGAUGACUGAAUCAUUUAGUGCUCGAGAUGCUACUGUUAGAAUUUCCAUCUUACUAAAAUGUGCUCUAAUGAUAGAUAUUUAUUACUUCAGUUACAUUGUCAAGAGGACUUAGUUUAUAAAACAUUAUCUUAAUCGUAUUCAUCCGUCUACAUCUUAUAUUAGACCUUUGGCUCUACCUAUGUUCUUAUCCUAAUAUUACUGUAAUUACAUUUCACAAUUUAAACACUCUUUUACUUAUUAUUAUUAUCUACUUAUUAUAUUACUCAAUCUACUUUAUCUACUUUAUUCUAACUUACCUAUCUGUUACCACAAUAUUGUGUUGCUAUUUCACGACUCCUUUACACAUCUUCAUCAUAAUCUGCUCUUUAUUAUAUCCCACACAUUCUUUAUUUCUAUUUUCCUUUUUUCCCUUUAUUCCUCAGUCUCUUUCUCUGCAAAGCUUCUUCAAAACAUUUCACCUAAUUUAGCUUAUCAUCGCUUAUCAUCAUUAGCUUAUCCUUUUUCAUUUUCCUUCACUAUCAUUUCCUAACUCGUCAAACCAUCUUUUUGUCCGAUACAUACCUACAUGCCUUAUACAAUCCUAACCUUUUCCGUAGAAUACACAUAUUCAAACAUGCUCUAAUGAGUAAAUUCAAAGAAUAUAUCAUCGUACGGUGUAUUUGGAAAAUCGUUUCUAAACGCGUUUGUUAGAAUAACGUUAUCACAACGGCAUAACGAUGACAGAAUCGUUUAGUGCUCGGUGUGUCCCCAUAAAAACUUCCGUCUUAUCUAAGAUAUAUCCUUAAUGAAUAAACUCGAAGAAAAUGUUACUACAGACCGUGUCUAAAUGAAUACCGUGCUUAUUAGAAUAGCGUUUGAGACGUUCCGCAAAUUUUAAUGAAGUACACUCGACGCUUUUGAGAAAGUUUGAAAAUAUCGUGAGCAUAGUAAGCUAAGUAAUCUGCAACGUCUUGAAUAAAUAUGCAUUGUGAGAGAGAGAAAUAAUACGGAUCAUACAUGACGAGGAAUAUCCUAAUAGAACAAAUUUUUCAUAUAAUUUCUUAGAAUUUUUAUAAAAAAACGUGUUUUCAAUCUUGUAAUUUUUCUAAAAAUAAAUUUAAGAAAUUAACACUUUAGAAUUAUUUGUUCAUUACUUGAAUUUUUAAGAAACGAAAUGUUACAUAUUUCAGUUUGUCAAAUAUAUAAUUAUUUGGAUAUACGAAAGAUACAUUAUUUUUUUAAUCAAGAAGCAAGUAAAAUCACUAAUAGUUUCAAAUUUUUGCGGUAUUAAUUUAUUAUAAUGCGAGUUUUGCUAAAAUGAUUACAAAUAUCAGCUAUCUUAAGUCUUUAUUUUGCUCGUGAUAAAAAUUUGAUGGUACAGGAACCUCGAUUAUGUAUAAAAUAUAGGCAGAAAUAAGUAAAGUACUUAUAUAAAACUUUUCUUAUGUAUUAUAUUUCAUAUAAAAAAUCCUUGAAAUGUAAUGAAAAAUCAUUUUUAGCUUGCACCAUUAUUUUACAUUUUAUCACUUUAAUCUGUCACACUGGAGUCAAAAACGACCCCAUAGUAGGUUUGCCUUUUUAUUAUACGGUAGGAAAUUAAAAUGAUUCAAUUGUGUUUAAAUCUCAUAUUCUCAACAACUAUAACUUCUUGUAGCACGUGAAUCGAAAAUCCUCAUUUCAGUAGCUUGCGAGUAAUUCGAAAUUAAAAAUCAAGUAGAGUUGAGAAUGACUCCAUGGGUCAGAUUAGAUUUAUGCUGUAAUUCUAAACAGAAUCGUAAGUGUCUUGUAACUUGUUCUCGUAAAAUUCUUAAGAACUUAUGAAUAGAUCUACAAUUCUAUGCGUACCAUAUGUUAUACGAUCGCUUGUAAAUAUCGUAAAUUACGUGAAAUCGUAGAUAUUUACGAAUGAUCGUAUGAUAUACAGUACGUAUAGAAUUGUAGAUCUAUUUAUAAGUUCUUACAAAUUGUACAAAAGCAAGUUACAAAUCUUAUGAUUAGAUUUAGAAUUGCAGUAUUGAUCUCCAAACUCUUGCUACGAGAAUUUACCGGAAACACGACAGAGAUCUUUUGCAAUCUAGUACUUCGCAGAUUCCUUCAUUAUUGUGCAAAUAAGUAAUCAUUAAACACACUCUGUUUUUUGUUUACAAAAUAUUCAACCGCGAAAUAACAAUUGCCCGAUAAUCUUUUUCCUGUUAUCGACGCGUAUACACUUCGAUUGUUUGUUUCUUUUAUGCAAAUAUCUCGAUGCGAUAUUUAAAAGCAUGUUAUUUAUCCUAUAAAACGCACAUUCUAUAAACUUACAUCUUCUAGAAAAUGUUUGAUUUGAAGUCAUACAUAUGUACAGCCGAUAUGUGCGCGUAUAAAAUUUAAAUUACCACUUCGUACUAGCUCGUUUUGUUACGCCUGUUAUUUUGUCUGAUGACGAUCUCCUAGGAAUGACACUAUGAAAGGAAAAGCACACGACCCGACCAUACAAGGUUUUGCGAAGCAGUAUCCUGGCUGUACAUUAUAUACCAGGAAAAAGUCAGGAGGAACAACGGUCGUUGGAACGUCGAAAUCAGGCCGUGGAAUUCUGCUUAGGACCCUUGUGCUCGUUUUUCUGGCUACGUUCCUUUACCUACAACUUCACGUGACGUUUAGUUUGACUGGUCGAGAUGAUUCCGGGCAAUCCUCGUCGAAUGAAACCCUUUUCUCCCUCGUGCCUCAAGAAUUGCACAGGUUCCUGAAGGAGGGUCGUAAUUCGUCCACCGGCUUGACGAACGUGAGCUCCGGCGCGCUCACGGAAUUCGAGAUUGCGGAAAUCCGGCGUAAGAUCGAGAGGGCAAAUGCGGAACAGAAAGUGUACAACGAGGAGGCGUUUGGGCCGUUGGCUAGCGACGCUCCUAUCAUAGUUAUCCAAGUGCACACGAGGCUCACUUAUCUCCGACAUCUAAUUGUAUCGCUAGCGCAAGCGAAGGACAUUGAGCAGGCUCUCCUCGUCUUCAGCCACGAUAUUUGGCACCCAGAUAUCAACUACCUUGUACAGAGCGUCGAUUUUUGUCGGGUUAUGCAGAUCUUUUAUCCGCAUAGUAUACAGACUCAUCCACAUACGUUCCCCGGCGAGGGGCCCAACGACUGUCCACGAAAUAUUCGUAAAGAACAGGCCUUAAAUUUAAAGUGCGCCAACGCCAAGCACCCGGACUUGUAUGGCCACUAUAGAGAAGCUAAAUUCACGCAAACCAAGCACCACUGGUGGUGGAAGGCGAAUCGUGUGUUUGAUCGGCUGUCGGUGACAAGGAAUCACACCGGGAUGGUGUUGUUCCUUGAGGAGGAUCACUACGUCGCCGAGGAUUUCUUGCAUGUGCUCAGACUCAUGGAACGCACUUGCAAGCUCAGUUGUGAGCGUUGCAACGUUCUGUCGUUGGGUACAUAUUUAAAGACCUACAACUAUUUUACGGAUCUUACUCGUAAGUUCCUCGGCGUCGAUAGCGCUCUGCAGAAGGAGCUUCUGCGUGGGUUAAAGCGGCAGGAAGCACCGGCGACCCGGCGGCAGAUCGGUGGCAACGGAGUCGUCGACGACGUCACCGUCGGCGGUGCCACGGGCAUCGCCAACGGGAGCACCGCCGGUGGAACCACAGGCGGUAUCGCCGCAUAUGGUGGUGGCAGAAGCGGCGGUAUCACCGGCAACGUUAUCAGCGGCGGCGGCGGCGGCGGCGGCGGCGGCAGCAGCAGCAGUGUGUCUACCUAUCAGAACGUGGCGAACGCGAUGCAAACAGCGCCCGCAUGGGCCUUCCAACUGCUGCCCAGCCUCUACAACCACUAUCAGAAGGCGGAGGUAACGCCGUGGAUAUCCAGCAAGCAUAACAUGGGUAUGGCCUUCAAUCGCGUCACGUGGAACAAGCUGCGAAAAUGUGCAGCACAGUUUUGCUCGUACGACGACUACAAUUGGGACUGGAGUCUGCAGUACAUCGCGCAAACCUGCCUGCCGCCCAGUCGGGGCGCCGGAAUAGCACCUCGUGCCGAAUCUGGGUUGAUCACGAUGACGAUGAGGGCACCGAGAGUCUUCCAUAUUGGAGAAUGUGGAGUCCACCAUAAGAAGAACAACUGCGAAUCGACGGCAGUGAUAGCGAAGGUUCAAAACGUGUUGAAGGCGGCGCGCAGUCACCUGUUUCCCACGCAAUUAACGCUAACGAUCGCCGGUACAGCGAAAAAGACAAAACUGAGGAAGGGGAACGGCGGUUGGGGAGAUGUGCGAGAUCAUCAGCUCUGCUGGAACAUGACUGUGUAUCCGGAUUUGUUCCUGCCUUGAGACUCACAGUGUGGAUAAUGAUUGGUUCCUACGUGUACAUCGUACUACAGAUUGAUUGUAGUGCGAUUAAGUUGCCAGUUACCGAACGAUUGUCAGAGAGAAUAUCCAUCACGGAUAAUCGAGGAUACGGCUUUUUUGAGGUAUUUGCUUAAGAGGAUACGCCGCGACGAGGAGACCAUCGGAGAAUUUUCCACCUUCAAUGAAUAGAUUUCGAUCUGAACACGUCAUUACGUCACCACCAGCCACGGUCGUGAUCGUUGUAGCUAUUGUUAUCGUGAGACCACUGUCACUGCCGCGAGGUUUUCGCCGGAAAUAGCAGUAAUCAUAGAUGUUUCGUCGAGAUCAAAUGAAACAUCACGCACGAGGUAGACGAAAUGGAAGAGGAAGACAUCAAGCGAUCCCGACAGUGACCUCUCAAGCCGGUACUAUCUCGAAAACGUAUUGUUUACGAUGCAUUUAGUUCAUAUCUCGCUCUGCGCUGGAUCCUGUGUCCAUCGCGACGACGCGAAAUAGACAUUAAAAUGAAGAGACAUUAAGGUAUAUAAAUGAAUUAACGAAAAGUGGUUUUUGCGCGAAUGGGGAAGAGUUUGAUUAGUGAACUCUCGAAGCAUGUAAUAACGUUAUUACCAAUGAUGUUUCAACGGAUAAAGAAGCACAAGUGAUUUACUUAUUCGAAAUAUCGCGCUAAAUCCACAAAAAAAAAAUAGUGUGAUAGAGAAACGUUGCUAAUAAGUCCUCGUUUCCUCCUCACUAUGUUUUUACAAUACGAGUGAGAAUGCGAUAGAUGAGUAUUUGGUCUAAAUUAAUGUAUUACCAAUGUUCUAAGGGCCUACGACCCAAAGCGGUAAGACAACGUGUCAGCGUUGAUCUGAUUUCCAAUGCUGAGACGGAAACGCGAAUGCGUGAAGUGAUUGAAUAAACAAAAAUUACAUAGAUGAAAGCAAGAGGGCUGUAUUCUGUACUUUGCAGUUUCAUGAUGGAAUUUUCCGCUUUCCCCCGACUAGCUUCUUGUAAUGAUCUGCUCUUUUCUAAGAGUCACGUUCGACUGCGUGACGUCAUAAUCGAUGACGAUCGACCGCGAAACGCGCUCAUUAUAUUCUAGUCAACGUGUAUCAACGUAACACUUUGAAGCCGCAAGUAUUUAAUAAUCAAUUGUAGAAAAUAAGACCAUAAAGUUAAGGAUUUACACCUACUUUACUAGUGAUACGCCUUCGAAGGGCGCAAUAUAACGUCAUGUAACGACCUCGGGGAUAUGAACGUAAUUGAAUGUCAUGUACCUUUUAUAUUUAUAAUAAUAACAAAACCAACGAGAAAAUAUAUAAAACUCGAUGAAACGA
Odontomachus brunneus is the source of this 7018-nucleotide messenger RNA. It is a transcript of the gene Mgat2, whose product is annotated as alpha-1,6-mannosyl-glycoprotein 2-beta-N-acetylglucosaminyltransferase. Bases 3837 to 5681 code for a protein of 614 amino acids. The transcript is spliced from 9 exons. Lineage: Eukaryota; Metazoa; Arthropoda; Insecta; Hymenoptera; Formicidae. Gene Ontology annotation, biological process: oligosaccharide biosynthetic process; protein N-linked glycosylation. Gene Ontology annotation, cellular component: Golgi membrane; Golgi stack. Gene Ontology annotation, molecular function: alpha-1,6-mannosylglycoprotein 2-beta-N-acetylglucosaminyltransferase activity. The record is from RefSeq and is a predicted model, not a curated record.